AUGGCCAAAGGAGCUGGUACCGCAUCCUCUCCCACCACGGCGACACCUCCCUCCGGAGCGCUGAAACGGUCCACCUCCAGCACACAAAACAUGAAGAACCAGCGGUCUAUUCUGGGUUUCUUCCAGAAAUCUUCACCAUCGACACCAUCUGUUGCUCGUAACGCAGAACCUGCCUCGUCUCCCGCAGAGAGGGCCUCCGAAAAGCGCGAGGCGAAUUCCAGACAAGCGACGUCGAAGAGUGAGAAGAAGAGCGUGCCGAGGUUUACACAAAACUUGACUCCUGUCCCAAGCAGCGACUUGGUCGUGCCUGAGGAGGAUGAGGAUAAAACUCAGGAUCUAGAAAAGAAGACUGCUUCUCCCUCCCGUCGGGCCAAGAAACAGAUCAGCUAUGCCGAAUCCGAAUCUGAGGGUGAAGACGACGAUGAUGUGAUAUUCGGGCCCAAUAGACGAAACAAUCGCGCCUCUAAAAGACGCAAGGUUUCUCCGGAGAGCGAAGAUGAAUUCGAGCAAGGUGGUGAGGUCGGCUAUUCAGAUGACGAGAUGGACGACUUUAUCGUUGCGGACGACUCCGAUGAAGAAGCCAAGCCAUCCAAGAAGCGUAAGAGACCGUCAAAUGCAACCACUCGCAAGGCUUCCUCUCUUUCCGCUCCUCCUUCUCCAGUAGAAGACCUGGACUUGGAUGUUCCAGAUGCCUCCUCAGGCACAGCUCUGAAGUGGACCUAUGAUCCUGAGAAUCUUGAACCCCGCCAGAACCGGACAAUACAAGCUACACCGAAAAGUACCGCAACUCCUGCUAAGCAGAAAGUGCAUCUCAGGGAGCCUGAAGAGCGCUAUCCUUGGCUCGCAAACCUUCGGGACAUAGAUGGACACCCACCAGAUCACCCCGACUACGACCCUCUUGUCUUUUUCAAAAAGGGCAAGUUCUACGAGCUGUAUGAGAACGACGCUACGAUCGGUCACCAAUUAUUCGAUUUAAAGCUCACGGAUCGUGUUAACAUGCGGAUGGUCGGUGUGCCUGAGAUGAGCUUAGAUCACUGGGCCAAUCAAUUCGUGGCCAAAGGUUUCAAGAUUGCCCGCGUGGACCAGUCUGAAUCUGCCCUGGGUAAAGAAAUGCGCGAGAGAGACGGAAAGAAGGCUGGCGGAAAAGAAGACAAGAUUAUAAAGAGAGAGUUAUCCUGCGUCCUUACGGCUGGCACAUUGGUUGAAGGCUCUAUGCUGCAGGAUGAUAUGUCCACCUACUGUGUUGCGAUCAAGGAAGCCAUUAUAGACGACCGUCCUGCUUUUGGGCUUGCGUUCGUGGACACAGCGACUGGCCAAUUCUUUCUGUCAGAAUUUGUGGACGAUGUUGAUAUGACCAAGUUCGAGACAUUCGUCGCACAAACUCGUCCCCAGGAACUGCUGUUGGAGAAGUCCACAAUUUCUCAGAAAGCUCUGCGCAUUCUGAAAAACAACACUGGUCCCACCACCAUCUGGAACCACUUCAAACCUGGAAAAGAGUUUUGGGAGGCAGAUAUAACUGUGAAGGAACUGGAUGCUAGCGAAUACUUUGUCUCUCAAGAUGACGAUAACUUACAAGCCUGGCCGGAGACUCUGCGAGAGGCUCGAGACAAGGAAUUGGUUAUGUCUGCGUUCGGAGCCUUGGUCCAAUAUCUCAGGGUUCUGAAACUCGACCGCGAUCUGAUCACGAUAGGUAACUUCUCAUGGUACGACCCUAUCAGGAAGGCCUCCAGCUUGGUCCUUGAUGGUCAAACUCUGAUCAACAUGGAAAUAUUCGCCAACUCAUUUGAUGGUGGCUCAGAGGGGACACUCUUCCAGCUUCUAAAUCGCUGCAUCACCCCUUUCGGCAAGCGUAUGUUCAAGCAAUGGGUUUGCCAUCCAUUGAUGGAUGCAAAGAGGAUCAAUGCGAGGUUGGACGCUGUUGAUGCCCUGAACGCUGAUUCAAGCGUUCGAGACCAGUUCUCUUCCCAGCUGACCAAGAUGCCUGAUCUCGAGCGGCUGAUCUCCCGUAUCCAUGCAGCCAACUGCAAAGCGCAAGAUUUUGUGCGUGUGCUGGAAGGAUUCGAGCAGAUUGAAUACACAAUCACUCUCCUCAAGGAUAGCGGCUCUUCGGGAGAAGGAGUCAUUGGGCAGCUGAUUAGCGGGAUGCCCGACUUGAGUUCUCUGCUGGAAUAUUGGAAAACAGCUUUCGACCGCACUAAGGCGAAGGAAAACGGCAUCCUGGUUCCCAAACCAGGUGUCGAGGAAGAUUUCGACACCUCCCAAGAGUGUAUCGAACAAUUGCACAGGGAUCUUGACAACCUCCUCAAACGCCAACGCCGUGAGUUGGGGUCCACGGCCAUCUGUUAUCGUGACAAUGGAAAAGAAAUUUAUCAGCUCGAGGUGCCGAUCAAGGUGAAGAAUAUCCCUAAGAAUUGGGACCAAAUGUCUGCCACGAAACAGGUGAAGCGUUACUACUUUCCUGAACUGAGGUCUCUCAUUCGCAAAUUGCAAGAAGCUCAGGAAACGCACAAUCAGAUCGUCAAGGAAGUCGCUGGUCGAUUCUACGCACGAUUCGAUGAGAACUACACGACAUGGCUUGCAGCCGUCCGAAUCAUCUCACAACUGGAUUGUCUGAUAAGUUUGGCCAAAGCCUCUUCGUCCCUGGGUCACCCAAGCUGCCGCCCUGUCUUCGUCGAAGACGAACGCAGUGUGCUUGAAUUUGAGGAGUUGCGUCACCCAUGCCUUCUUUCGUCGGUGGAGGACUUUAUUCCCAAUGACGUGCGUCUGGGCGGCGAAGUGCCGAAUAUCAAUCUCCUCACUGGUGCUAACGCAGCCGGAAAAUCCACGGUUCUCCGAAUGACAUGUAUCGCUGUUAUCAUGGCUCAAAUCGGCUGUUACCUGCCCUGCCAGUCCGCUCGGUUGACACCUGUUGAUCGCAUCAUGUCCCGUUUGGGUGCGAAUGACAACAUCUUUGCAGCCCAGUCCACAUUCUUCGUGGAGCUCUCAGAGACGAAGAAGAUAUUGUCUGAAGCUACACCAAGGUCACUCGUCAUUCUCGAUGAGCUCGGCCGUGGAACUAGCUCUUAUGAUGGUGUUGCUGUUGCCCAGGCGGUACUGCAUCACGUCGCCACUCAUAUUGGGGCAAUGGGCUUCUUUGCAACCCACUAUCAUUCUCUCGCUGCGGAAUUCGAUGGUCAUCCCGAGAUCACACCCAAACGCAUGAAAAUCCAUGUUGAUGAUGAGGAAAGACGUAUCACUUUCUUGUACAAACUGGAGGACGGCGUUGCUGAAGGUAGCUUUGGUAUGCAUUGCGCGUCCAUGUGUGGUAUUCCGAACAAAGUCAUCGAGAGAGCCGAAGUCGCUGCCAAGCAGUGGGAGCACACGAGUCGUCUCAAGGAGAGCCUCGAGCGCCGGAAGGGCGGUGGGUUCAUUGGCUUGGGAUGGUGGAGUGACGUCGCCUGGGCUCUUCGCGAGUCCGCUGCUGACACUCCCAGCAGCGAGAGCGUCUCCGACUUGAGCCUUGAGGUACUCCGCAAAGCUAUCGAAGCUCUUUGA
This is a messenger RNA of Aspergillus novofumigatus IBT 16806, 3534 nucleotides long. Its product is annotated as mismatch repair ATPase MSH6. The record is from RefSeq and is a predicted model, not a curated record. Gene Ontology annotation, biological process: mismatch repair. Gene Ontology annotation, cellular component: nucleus; MutSalpha complex. Gene Ontology annotation, molecular function: mismatched DNA binding; ATP binding; ATP-dependent DNA damage sensor activity. NCBI's taxonomy places the organism in Eukaryota, Fungi, Ascomycota, Eurotiomycetes, Eurotiales, Aspergillaceae. The coding region runs from base 1 to 3534 and encodes 1177 amino acids. The transcript has 6 exons.